Molecule: messenger RNA, 1218 nt
Organism: Spirodela intermedia
Lineage: Eukaryota; Viridiplantae; Streptophyta; Magnoliopsida; Alismatales; Araceae
Source: the annotation of a GenBank genome assembly
AUGAACAGGAGCCUGAAGAUCUUCGUCUACCCUCAUCGGAGAAAUGAGUCCUUCGCCCACGCCCUCCUGCCCGUGGACUUUGAGCCGUCGGGGAACUACGCCAGUGAGGGCUACUUCUUCAAGACCCUCGUGAGGAGCCACUUCAUCACGGAUGACCCCUCGGAGGCUGACUUUUUCUUCCUCCCCUUCUCGAUCACGGCGCUGAGGAACGACCCGAAAGUCAGCGUCGGCGGGAUCCCCGACUUCGUCCAGCGGUACGUCUCCGAGAUCCGGCGGCGGUACCCCUUCUGGGAUAGCAGCGGCGGCGCUGAUCAUUUCUACGUCGCCUGCCACUCCACGGGAAGAUCCGCCAUGAGCAAGACCCCGGAGGUGACUGUCAACGCCAUCCAGGUGGUCUGCUCGGCGAGCUACUUCCUGCCCGGGUACGUGGCGCACAAGGACGUCUCGAUGCCCCAGAUCUGGCCCAGGAAAGGAGCCCCUCCCGAGGUUCGCUCCACGCAGAGGUAAUCUUCAACUGUCCGUCCACCGUCCUCACCCAACAAGUCAACUACUCCCACCUGUCUCCUUUCUCUCCCACCUAAAAAUGGAUCAUUUUUUUCUUUUUUCCUUCCCAGAAAUAGCAAACUGUUCAUGUUUAUAGUUUACCGGCUUCAGGCAUGUCUUCUUAUCUUGGGACCUCCAUUUUUCUUACCAUAAAUGUGAGGUGAUAGCAGGAGCAAGCUGGCCUUCUUCGCGGGGGCGAUGAACUCCCGGGUCCGACAGCAGCUCCUCGUUUCCUGGGUCAACGACUCCGAGAUCUUCGUCAACCGUGGCCGCCUCCCGACUCCAUACUCGGAAGCUCUCCUCAGCAGCAAGUUCUGCCUCCACGCGAAGGGCUUCGAAGUCAACACCGCCAGGAUCGGCGACGCCGUCUUCUACGGCUGCGUCCCCGUCGUCCUCGCUGACCAAUACGAGCUCCCCUUCUCCGACAUCCUCGACUGGCGGCGCUUCGCCGUCGUCGUCGCCACCGUUGACAUUCCGCUUCUGAAGGAGAUCCUCCACGGGAUCUCCCCGGAGGAGUACGAAGCCCUUCAUGGCAAUCUCCUGAAAGUUCGGAAGCACUUCCAGUGGCACCUCCCUGCGCGAGACUACGACGUCUUCCACAUGGUCAUGUACGAGCUGUGGCGCCGGCGGGGAGCCGUGAGUCUCCCUCUCCCCGCCACCGCCGCCGACGCCUAG